AUGUCUGUCUGUCUGUCUGUCUGUCUAUCUAUCUAUCUAUCUAUCUAUCCUUCCUUCCUUUAUUCCCUCGUUUUCCCAUUGCUUGGAUUUCUCUCUUCUUACCCUUACUAUUGUUUAGUGGAAUUUUCUCCGGCUCUUCUCAUUUUCAAAGUCGUAUUAUCUCUUUCAUGCUUUCUUCGCUUUUCUCUUCGUCAUUUAACUUCGUCUUUCUACAUUUCUCUCUUUGAUUCUCUUGUUUUAUUUACCGGUGGCAAUGUUCAAGUCUGUAUCUCAGGCUCUCCAUUUCUUAUUCUUUCUGUUUCCCAUGCAUUCACAUCUUAUCACCGUUUUCUCUCUUUAUCCAAGUUCGCACUGAUAUAUCGCUAUAUUCGCCUUUCUUGCUUUUUCGGUUUUUUUUUAAUUCGUCUUCAUAUUCUCCUUAUUUAUUCGUUCCUAAAAUUAAUUAAUCCUUUCUUUCUUUCCAGUCCCACCAUUUGUCUGCUUGCUUUUAAACCUCUUCUUUCUACUCCCACCAUUUCUUUCUUUCUUUCUUUCUUUCUUUCUUUCUUUCUUUCUUUCUUUCUUUCUUUCUUUCUUUCUUUCCCUGAUUUAUUCUUGUCCCACCUUCCUACCCUUUCAUUCAUUCAUUUUUAUCUCAAGCAUUUAAAAAAAAUCAUUCUGACAUCGAAGUGUCUUCUUCACCUUCUUUUGGCCUUUUUCAUCUUUUAUAUAUUUAAUACUUUCUCUUAUUUUUACCUCGUUCUUUCCAUUUUCUUUGACUCGCUUUUUUGCUUUUCUUUAUCUUGCUUUUCUUCUCUCUUCCUAUCAAUUCAUUUAUUUUAUUCUCAUUUGAUUCUUCUUCUUCUUCUUCUUCUUCUUCUUCUUCUUCUUCUUCUUCUUCUUCUUCUUCUUCUUCGUUCGCUGUCUCUCUUCUUUCGUCAGUGUUUCGCUUUGCUUUCUUUUCCUUUCUUAUUCUCCAUCCUGUUCUACACAACUUUUCUAUGUCAUUAA
Acanthosepion pharaonis is the source of this 990-nucleotide messenger RNA. The record is from the annotation of a GenBank genome assembly. Lineage: Eukaryota; Metazoa; Mollusca; Cephalopoda; Sepiida; Sepiidae.